AUGGAGCCAGAAAGCAGAGUGGAGCGCGGGCGCAUCUGCGGUCAGGCUUCUCCCAUAGCGUUACGUUGCGGCGAGUCUCGUGUACGGGUGUCGCACCGGAACUACGUCAUCGGCGCAUCACUCGGAGCGAGAUGUGGAAAAACUUUCAUUCAGAAAGGAAACCUUGCUGCACACCAGAGAACUCACACAGGUGAGCGGCCUUUUUGCUGUUCAGCGUGCGGGAAAUGUUUUGCACAGAAAAACGCUCUUCUUGUACACCACAGGAGACACGCAGAAUGCGGGAAAACUUUUAACAAGAAAAACGACUUUCGUAACCACCAGAGAAUUCAUGAGGAUCCUUGUUCAUGUUCAGAGUGUGGGAAAAGUUUUACACUAAAAGCCAAUCUUAUUCUACACCAGAAAAUUCACACAGGUGUGCGUCCUUACUCAUGUUCAGAGUGCGGGAAAGAUUUCAUUCGGAAACCCUACCUUACUGCACACAAGAGAAUUCACACGGGAGAGCGUCCUUUUUCAUGUUCUGAGUGUGGGAAACGUUUCACUCAUAAUCAAGCUUUUGUUACACACAAGAGAAUUCACACGGGUAAGCGUCCUUAUUCAUGUUCAGAGUGCGGGAAAUCGUUCAUUUAUAGACAAGCUUUUGUUGCACACCAGAGAAUUCACACAGGUGAGCGUCCUUAUUUAUGUUCAGAGUGCGGGAAAUCUUUCACUCAUAGACAAGGUUUUGUUACACACCAGAGAAUUCACACAGGUGAGCGUCCUUAUUCAUGUUCAGAGUGCGGGAAAUCAUUUACUCAGAAAGGAGACUGUAACAAACACCAGAGAAUUCACACUGGAUUCCCCAGAAGUGAAAGUAAAAGUUACAAUCUGUGCUGUGAGCGGCUGGUCAGGGCUGAUCAUUUAGCUGAGGGCUCUACCCUCUUUACAAAUAUUAAACCGCGGGUAGGAAUGAUGGAAGUGGGCGGAGUCACCCGUAUCGGAAGCGCUGAUGAAGAACAGUUGUAUAUGAAAGUUGAGGUUAAAGAGGAAGAAGAGGGUAUAAACCAGAGUGAGUGUGAUAAUCCUGUUAAAGACGAGAUAAAAGAAGAAGAGGAGGAGAAUGAAAAACGAAGGGAUAUGAAAGUUGAGGUUAAAGAGGAAGAAGAGGAAACAUCUGUGAUGAAUUAUGAGCAGACUAUGGAGAAGGUCGGGAUGAUGGUGACAACUAAACCAGAGGAACCUUCUCUAGAUAUAAACACAAGUGAGUAA
Molecule: messenger RNA, 1245 nt
Organism: Nanorana parkeri
Lineage: Eukaryota; Metazoa; Chordata; Amphibia; Anura; Dicroglossidae
Product: zinc finger protein 585B-like
Exons: 8
Coding region: 1-1245 (414 amino acids)
Biological process (GO): regulation of transcription by RNA polymerase II
Molecular function (GO): RNA polymerase II cis-regulatory region sequence-specific DNA binding; DNA-binding transcription factor activity
Source: RefSeq, a predicted model, not a curated record